Molecule: messenger RNA, 342 nt
Organism: Branchiostoma floridae (Florida lancelet)
Lineage: Eukaryota; Metazoa; Chordata; Leptocardii; Amphioxiformes; Branchiostomatidae
Product: techylectin-5A-like
Exons: 2
Coding region: 1-342 (113 amino acids)
Source: RefSeq, a predicted model, not a curated record
AUGCCUAUGCUGUCCAAUGAGGCGCGCGGAUACGCCCUGCACCUGCCCAGCUCGGGCUAUACUGGGGAUGCCGGAGACGCCAUACGUUACAACGACGGGCAGCGGUUCUCCACUGUGGACAGGGACAAUGAUGAUCACGACUACGACUACUUUUACGGCAGCAGUUGUUCUCAGCAGUACGGACAGGGCGGCUGGUGGUUUCGCCGGUGCACCUCCUACCUCAACGGUCGCUACCUGGGCAACUGUGGGAGCUCCUGUCAGUGGAGGCAAGGUGUGAUGUGGAACGACUGGAGAGGCAAUAGUUACUCCCUGAAGUCUGUGACCAUGAAAAUUAGACCAUGA